This is a messenger RNA of Colletotrichum navitas, 1661 nucleotides long. Its product is annotated as short chain dehydrogenase. The coding region runs from base 363 to 1394 and encodes 343 amino acids. The record is from RefSeq and is a predicted model, not a curated record. The transcript has 2 exons. NCBI's taxonomy places the organism in Eukaryota, Fungi, Ascomycota, Sordariomycetes, Glomerellales, Glomerellaceae.
CGAUGAUCUUAACUGUUGUCCUUUUUAGGAAACCAAUCACUUUCUGUUCUGGGGAAAUAGUCGAGUCCAUUCUCAAUCGUCAAUAAGACUUCCCCAAUGUCUUCGCCAUCGUCAGCAGGGCUCCGCUAACUGCGCACAGCCGGCGUGGGACUCGGACUUAGAGACGCCAUCACUUGUGAUGACAGCAAUGCCGUCGCACGCACAUUGUCUCUCUCUUCCUCUCUCUCUCUCUCUUUCUAGUAUAAAAAGGAACCAAGUCGUCAACAAUGGGUUCCCAAGUGUAUAUACUCUUCAACACAUCGCAGAAAGCAUCAGCGACGGAGAACAACCAACUUUCAGUUCAUUAACAUCUUCCGUCCACCAUGACCAGCUCCAUCGAUCUCCCGCCUCUCGCUGGGGGAGAUGUCAAGAUUUUUCUCGCGUCUCAGUUUUGCUCCACGCCUCUCAUGCCACCCAAAGACCUCUCUCUCGCAGGACAGACGGUUAUCAUCUCCGGAGCCAACGGCGGCUUGGGCUUGACGUGUGCCGAAAUGCUGCUAGACCACCAUGUGUCCCGACUCAUCAUCGCCGUCCGCUCAUUGGGGAAGGGGGAGGCUGCGGCAGAGACGCUCAAGAAGAAACAUCCCGCCGCUAACAUCGAGGUCUGGUCCUUGGACAUGAUGUCGUACAAAUCCAUCCAGGCGUUUGCGGAUCGCUGCUCAGCCCUCUCUCGGAUCGAUGCUGUCAUCUUGAACGCCGGCAUGGCGAUAGGGACCUUCAGUCUCUCAUCCCAUGGCCACGAGGAAUCGGUCCAGGUCAACUACCUAUCGACCACACUUCUUGCAGUCCUGCUUCUGCCCAUCCUCAAGUCAAAGAACACCGCUGGGAAGGCGAGCAGGUUGACCAUCGUCAGCUCGGGCUCCACCUUCGGCGCCAAGUUUCGGGAGCACGACAAGGUGCCGUUGAUUGCGGCACUGGACGACGAGACCAACUUUGAUCCUCUCGAUCGAUACCAGACGUCUAAGCUCUUGGGCCAGCUCACCAUCACCAAGCUCGCAUCCUAUGUCCCCAAGGAGGAUGUGAUCCUGAAUCUUGUGGACCCGGGCCUGACCAAAGGGUCAUCGCUCCAUCAACAUCUCAAUAUCGCUCAGAAGGCUUUCAUGGGGACAGUCAAAGCCUUGACUGCGAGAAGCCUAAAGGACGGUGCAUCGACAUACAUCGAUGCCGCGGUGGUCAAAGGAGACGAGACACACGGCAGCUACCUGAUGGACUGGAAAAUUCACCCUUUCCCCGCAUUUGUGUACACGCCAGAGGGAAGAACUUGCGCAGACCGACUAUGGGAUGAGACUCUGCAGGAGCUGGACUUUGCCGGCGCACGCUCGAUCCUUCAUUCCAUGCAGUCGGGCCGGCGAUAAGAGAAGCCCUUCUUCCCCGGGCCUUUUGCACCGCCAGUCUGGGUUUCUUUCCACAUGGUACACGGAACGGGAUGGGUUGUAUGCAGAAAGGUUACAUACAACCACGGAUGCACUUGGGUCUCAACACAAUGGGUUGGGUGGUAGCGUGCCGGUUGGAUGGUUUGGUUAGCGUUAUGGGGUUUGGUCCACAGGGAUUGGAAGUAUUUUGGUCAUUGGAGCGUUCAUCAACAUGUUGUUAGACAUAUAGAGGAGGAAACAAUAAUGCUG